UUCUCAGCCGAGUGGCGUCCAGCAAUGCCGGCGUCCAGCCAUCGGUCCAGUGAGUGUGCCAAAAUCGCAUGGAGGCAUAAGACUGGCAGCGUGGGCGACUUGCUAGGUCAAAAGGCCCAAGCUCCCACGACCAAGAACUUCAAGCGCGACAACGUGCGGAUGAUCCGCUCCAUGAGUCGCGAGGUGCGGCGCUCUCGGGAGUCCGAAAAGGCCUCCGAGCCAGACUUCAAGCUGCAGAAGUUUGCGAAUGUGGCGAGCCGGCUGCAUGACACACCCAAGAGGCUGCAGGACCUGCAGGCCUCCAGGAUGUCCACCAUGUCUCAGGCCACCCCAACGAGAUUGAGAUCUUUGAGCAUGCCGGGCUUCAGUCCAGCGAAGACGUCGCCUCCUGGGCAGUCACCUUGGGCACGGGGGCCUUUGCGCAGUUGCAAUCAGCCCAUUCCAAGACCUCCGAAAGGAAAGAAAGAAGCUCCCCAGCGAACAGUGGAGAUGGCUGAGAUCGAAGAGCCGAAGCUGGCAGGUUCUUUGAGGGUGGAUCAAGAGAACCGGCCUGGUGCCAGGUUGAUUUUCUCUCCACCACCGCGUGAGGACUCGCGCAGCUUCGAAGUGGAAGAUGAGAAGAGGUCCGAAGAAGAGAUGCCAAGCCAAGUGCCAGGCUGGUGGCCUGACGAUGAGCGACUCAGCAGUCCCUUCGCGUUCUCAGACUUCGAGUGUCUUCCAGCCCGCCGUUGCCGGCCCAGCCCGCCUCGAGGGGAAAAGGCCACGCCCUUGGAACGGACCUGGCGAUAGGGGCAGUGGUGAUUGGGAGAAGGGGUGCAUGCUGAAACCCAC
Molecule: messenger RNA, 831 nt
Organism: Cladocopium goreaui
Lineage: Eukaryota; Dinophyceae; Suessiales; Symbiodiniaceae
Source: the annotation of a GenBank genome assembly